AGCUGCAGAAUCAAACAAGCCUGGGAGCUGUUUCUUUUACACAUUCAUAUCCUGGUGUUGUUAAUUUAAGCUGAGCUGCGCUGCGCUAUAGACAAAACCCAACUUUUGUUUCUGUUUGUUUUCUCAAGGACAGCAGCAUUGCUUUUAUAUAGAAAAAUAGAAGAAAGAGGAUAUUCUGCUGAACCUGCAGUCCUUCCAGGAUCUUCUGCAUACUUUUCUUCGUCUCAAACUCCAGCAAGGAAUAUAUAUACUUUUUAAACAGAAGUGAAAAUACUGCUGAGAUACUUCUGUUGCCUUUUCUUUUUUCUGAUUUGAAGCACGUGUCAAUCAGAAGAAAGGCAGACUCAAAAGAGAUGGCAGUAGCAAAUCUGCAUUACAUCACAAGGAUGAACAGUGGCUUUAAGGUCUACAUUCUUGAAGGGCAGCCAAGCCUACGAACAGAAGAAAGAUUUCGCUCACUUUCCAGUAAUCGGCUGAGUCCAACCUUUGUUUAUCCAAUGAAGCGCAAGCAUAGUCCUGACAGGAAUUCCAGCAGUGAAGCUGCAGAGUGUCGUAUGACAAAAGUGAAGCAGGCUCCUACAGGAAUGGCAAUCAGAUCAAAAACAAUGGAUGGCCAAAAAUUCAAAAUGCUGGAAAAAGAAAAGAGGCCCUGUCUGGCAGCACCACUCAGGCUUCAGACUUCAACAUUGCACAGUCACAUAGAGCAUCCACCUGUGGCCAUUCCACGAAGUCCAGUGCAGACAUCACCAGUAAACAGUCCAACACUGCAUAGCACUGAGUCCUGCCACUGCAGCCCAAGAAGAGGGUCAACAAAGAGUAGCCCUUCUGCAUGUCUGCCCUCUACACUUCCCCACAGUCCACAGAGAUCAUCCCCACAACACAGUCCAGUUCCACAUUUAGGGGUGGUGACCCCACAAAGUAUGGUAUGGGCAUCUACACCAUGUAGUCCAGUGGAACGCACUCAGCACAGCCCAUUAGAAGGUACCACCACACCAUCCAAAGCAGGCUAUGCUUAUUCAGUUACUGCCUCUCUGCAUGAACCUUCUGAUGAACCCCUUGCUCUCAUAAAGAAUCCACGUGACCCAUCUAAGGUCAACAGCACUUCACUUACCUCUGCACAGACCAGCAUGCUACAGCAGCAGAUGCGUCCUUCUGUGAUCACGUGUGUGUCUUCUAAUCGAAGCUGUUGUGAUUCUACCACAUCUUCCGUGAACUGCUGUGCUGGGCGUUUGUCUACCUCCAUAAGGAGAGAAGAAAAAGCCAUGACUCCUGCUUUUGAUCCAGUGGUAGAAGAGCAUUUUAGACGCAGUCUGAAGAAGAAUUACCAGCACUCUGACUUGUUGCACACUAUUUCUACAACAGGUUCUGUUGACGAUCAUUUUGCCAAGGCUCUUGGUGCCAAAUGGCUCAAACUCAAAGCAGCCAGAGAUGCGUCACUAGCAGAAUGUGCACAGCAAGCAAGUUCUCCAACCAGUACCUCCUGCAGUCCCCAGAGUGUCCACUCUCCAGUCAGUCCAUAGACUAAGCUAAUAGAACUAUAAUAUGAAUGACACACCUCUUGAUUCCUUAUGGAGGACUGUGAAACCUAGUAAAGUCAGCCCUUCCCAUUUCAUCUCUUUAAAGGUAUUUUAUCUACUACAAACAGAAGAGGCACAGAUGGCUGCCCUCACUACCAAGAAUAUCUAAGGUGAUGUGCAGGUUUAGCCUUUGAAGACUGGGUUUGGGAAUGUGGGUAGAAAAGGGGCAUUUGCACAGCAGAAGGCUGCUUCCAUGUGUUCUGCUUGGGUGACAGAUAGAGCUUGUAGCUUGAGUGCAAUGGGUUAAAGCAGGACAAUGUAUUUGUCUGUGUAGCCUGUGGGUGUAUUAGGAGUGCUAGUGAAAACAGAGGACAUAGUGAGUCAGCUUAUUUUUUUAAAAAUAAAGCAAAGAUUCCUCUUUGAAUAUACAAUGAAAAUGAGAGCCUACUGAUGGAGCAAAAAUUACUAGAUUAUUAAAAUGAAAAACUAAUCAUUUUUAAGUACUUGCAGUUACACUGCAAAAGUAAAAACGCAGCACUAAAAUCGCAUUUGGUAAAAACACAUUUGAAUGUUGGAGUUAGAAAAUGUCUGGACUACAAAGAGCUUUAAAGUGCCUUACAAAGCAAUAGAGCUGCUAACAUGUUAAUGUACAUUGACAAAUAUGGAUUAGAUAUGAUACAACUCGAAUAUAUGCAUAGAUACAUGUUGGCAGUAUUACAUUUUCAACAGCUAUCUGCAUAAAUCCAUGGACAAAUUGGGACAAAAUUUACUUCAUACAUAGUGAUUAUGGUAACAGCAGUAUACCUAUUGACCUACCCUGUACAUCAGUAGAAAUACAGACUCUAAUCUUGUUGAGAACUGCUUACAGUCCUUAAGAAGUCUGCAGCAUUUUAUGUAUAACAACAAAUUAUAGCACUGAAUCCUGUUUCGCAUGUUGCUGGUAGCUGCUGUGAAUUAAGCAAUAUUCGUGAACAAUUCGGAGAAUGAACAUUCAUGAACAAGUGAAUCAAUUCGGAGAAUGAACAUUCAUGAACAAGUGAAUCAUUUUGAUAAAUUCAGCAAUAUUCAUGAGCAAUUCAGAGAAUGAACAUUCAUGAACAAGUGAAUCAUUUUGAAUGGUACUGGCUUUAAAACCAGUUGACUGAAAAGUUAAAGAAAACUUUUGUAAAUAGAUAUUUAUUGUUUCUGACUGUCCUUAAAUUAAAAGCUAAGGUGAUUGAUUUACUCUUUCUUCCUCCAGAGGUGCUAUAAGAGCAAAAGGGUUUAAGGGAUUACAUUUGGGUUGAGCUUUAUUACAGAAUGGAGCAUCUUGGGUACAUCACUGUUUCUAUUGUACAUUGUAAAACCAAAUAAAUAUUUUUGUGUGUUUUAUAAA
Protopterus annectens (West African lungfish) is the source of this 2892-nucleotide messenger RNA. Its product is annotated as transcription cofactor vestigial-like protein 4. Gene Ontology annotation, biological process: negative regulation of DNA-templated transcription. Bases 354 to 1520 code for a protein of 388 amino acids. Gene Ontology annotation, molecular function: transcription coactivator binding. The transcript has 5 exons. The record is from RefSeq and is a predicted model, not a curated record. NCBI's taxonomy places the organism in Eukaryota, Metazoa, Chordata, Ceratodontiformes, Protopteridae.